AUGGAAGGUCUCUCCACUAAAGCUGUGUUCACUUUUGCACUGUUUGUCAGGGCUCCUGAUAUCGAUUUAUCCGAACUGGAGAGCUUGUUCUCCACUGCAGUUGUAACCAGCACAAGUGAAAAGGGGGCAACAAGACAUGGUUCAGCUAUUAACAAGCCAGAAAUUGUUCACCUGGUUGACAUGCGACGAGCAAAUAAUUGUGAGAUAAUGCUUACAAAAAUUAAAAUGCCUCUACCUGAUAUGAUUAAUGCAAUUUUGGCUCUCGACACUUCUGUUCUCGAUAAUGACCAAGUGGAGAAUCUCAUUAAGUUUUGCCCUACAAAAGAAGAGAUCGAGAUGUUGAAGGGUUAUAAUGGCAACAAAGAAAUGCUUGGGAAAUGCGAACAGUUCUUCCUGGAGCUGAUGAAAGUUCCACGUGUAGAGGCCAAGCUAAGAGUUUUUGCUUUCAGAAUUACUUUCUCAACACAGGUAGAUGAGUCAAGAACUAACCUAACCACCAUAAACGAUGCAACAAAGGAGGUCAAAGAGUCUCUGAAGUUACGACAGAUAAUGCAGACCAUUCUCACACUGGGGAAUGCACUAAAUCAAGGGACAGCACGAGGAUCUGCUGUUGGCUUCAGAUUAGACAGCCUUCUUAAACUGUCGGAUACUCGAGCUAGAAAUAAUAAAAUGACGCUGAUGCAUUAUUUAUGCAAGCUUCUUGCUGAGAAAAUGCCUGAACUUCUUGAUUUUGACAAAGACCUAAUUUAUUUGGAAGCAGCUUCCAAGAUCCAACUGAAAUUGCUUAUGGAAGAAAUGCAAGCAAUAAACAAAGGUCUUGAGAAGGUGGAGCAGGAGCUAGCUGCUUCAGAAAGUGAUGGUGCAAUUUCAGUUGGCUUUCGUAAGGCAUUGAAAAGCUUUCUUGAUGCAGCAGAAGCUGAGGUUAGGUCCCUCAUUUCCUUGUAUGCUGAAGUGGGAAGAAACGCUGAUUCGCUAGCUCAGUAUUUUGGUGAGGAUCCUGCACGCUGCCCGUUCGAGCAAGUGACAUCAAUUUUGGUUAUUUUUGUGAAUAUGUUCAAAAAAUCACGUGAGGAAAAUGCUCGAAACGCGGAGGCUGAGAAAAAGAAACUGGAAAAGGAAAAGGAAAAGGAAAAGGCAAGUGUGUCUGCUAAAUAA
Messenger RNA from Miscanthus lutarioriparius, 1155 nucleotides. The record is from the annotation of a GenBank genome assembly. Lineage: Eukaryota; Viridiplantae; Streptophyta; Magnoliopsida; Poales; Poaceae.